AUGAUUAAUAGUGUUAUCAAGUGCAUUUUUUAAAGUACAAUGAUAAUGUUAAAUAAUAGUAAGAUAACCCAAAGUUUUAUAUAUGAUCAAUCCUGACCCAAUAUUUUAUGCAGAAAUGGAUGAUCUUAUAAUAAAUGAAUUAACUUAGCAAAAUGCUUAAGUUUAAAGAGUUAAUCUAUAAGACAUUAGCUUCACAGCAGGAAAUGUAAAAUAAAGUAAUAUUGAAAGGAAUUUAAAUUUUUUAUUAAUAACGAGCUAAUAGAUUUUGAUGCUUUCUUAGCUUAUGGAUACAUGAAUCCUAAACAUUAUCUAGACUACUUAUAUAUUAAUUAAGCAGUUCAUGCCUCAGGAAGAACAACUUUACAUAAACCUGAAACAGAACAUAUUCUUUACAAUAAGUUACUAUAAUAUAUCAAUUUUUCAAAAUAUAAAAUCCCUUUUCCGAAAAUAGGAGUGGCAUUCUCAAUAAACUCAUUUAAAUAAGUUAUUAAUUAAUUUGAUGAAGAAGCAAUAAUGAAAGAUGUUCAUGGAUAUUCAGGAAUAGGAGUACAUUUGACUCAUUGUAGAAACAAUAGUGUAGAGAUGUAUUCUCGUGCUUUGUGGAAAUAAGAAUAAUAAAUUUCUUAAGUUUAUAUAAAUGAUUCUCCUGGAAAAUCAGUAAGAGUUCUUGUAAUGGGUGGAAAAGCAGUCUCUGUUGCUGAGUUUAAAUUUAGUAAAGUAAAAUAUAAAGAGAAUUUUAAUAUAGAAUUUUAAAUCAGUUGGUUUAAGUGAAGAAGCAUCAGUAGAAUCCUUAAUGAAUUCAGAAAAAAAGGAUAUUUAUUUUAAUCUUGCUGAAUAGGCUUGUCAAGCAAUUGAUGAAAAUUUAACUGUUGGUGGUGUAGAUAUAUUGGAUUCUAAAAUAUUUGGUUUAUAAGUUUUAGAAAUAAAUAGUUGUCCAGAGAUGUGUGAUUCAAUUAGUGCAACUAAUUUACCUUUACUUGAAUAUUUUGGAUAGGCUUUUCUUAAAAAAAUAAAAAAUUGA
This is a messenger RNA of Paramecium sonneborni, 1021 nucleotides long. Lineage: Eukaryota; Ciliophora; Oligohymenophorea; Peniculida; Parameciidae. The record is from the annotation of a GenBank genome assembly.